Camelina sativa (false flax) is the source of this 1130-nucleotide messenger RNA. RefSeq names its product corepressor. The record is from RefSeq and is a predicted model, not a curated record. Lineage: Eukaryota; Viridiplantae; Streptophyta; Magnoliopsida; Brassicales; Brassicaceae.
AUAUACAAUUCUAACCAAUCCAGCACAAUGCAAUAGAACCUUAGUACACACUUCUUUUAGAACAUUCUUUGACUACCGAUCCUAUCAGCCUCUUUAUUGCUAUCUUGAAAAAGUCUUUAAUAAUGCGAUCAAUGAGACCCUUUAAAGUGGAAUGGAACGAGCACCAAUCUACUUAAUUAACCAAGCCUUCAUGAUCAUGUAUGUAAAAGUCCAUCGAGACCACAUACAUUGCUCUCUUUAAAGCUUGAUUUAUCACCAUUUCAUUUUGAGCCAACCAAUUGUGCAUGGAGCUUUCCGUCUAACUUCCGGAGGAUUAAUUAAGAUCGAGAUGGAUGGUUCAUUUCAUACACCAGAGUGGCAUGCUGCACGUUUGGCCAGUCUCAAGACUACUCAGACAAUUACUUGGGAAGAGUAUAAGAAGAAGCAAAAGGAAGAAGAAUUGAAAAAGGGGGAACAUGAAGCAGAUACUGAUAAACUGAUGCGUGAGUAUAGAGCUCAGCUGGAUGCUGAAAGGGCAAUGAAGCUCUCUAAGGGAAGGAACUAUUCUACAGAUCAAUCCACAAAAGAUAAGAAGGAGAGAGAUCUCACAGAUAGAAAGGAAAGAGAUUCAAAGAGAAAGAGAAGCAAAAAGAGAAAGCAUUCGAGAAGGCGAUCAUCUGACUCAAGCUCAUCCUCUGAAUCAUCAAGUAGUGACGAAGAGGAAUCUAGGAAAUCAAGGUCAAGUUCUAAAAGAUCAAAAAGGGAGAGGAAACACAAAUCUAGAGGCAUACAUUCAAAGCCAAAGUAAAGAUGAGGAUGAUGAUGGUCCUAUACCGCUAUCGAAAUUCUUUGGCAGUCUUAAGAGUUGACACAUUGCAAAGACUUGAGAUUUGUGUUCAGCAAAUGUGUACUAUUCUCAUCUUCCUGCAAUAGUUACAGUUCUACAAUUUGUUACGCUGGAUUCAAAAUUGCAAUGAUGUACGCGUAUCCGUAUGUUUUAUAAAACAAGAAAGUUGACGAUAUUGGCAAACAUGUAGAGACUAAUAAAGGUGGGCUAUCAUAACACAUGAAAACUAUUUCUGAGACAAUUUAAGUCUUAAAUAGCUGCAACAACAAAAUGAGGGCAAAUUACAAAUACGGAAAAGGAAAAA